AUGGAGGAGAAUCAAGCUGCACACAAGCGACGACACAAUGAGGAAACUCAAUUGCAUGUUCCCGAGGGAAGUGCAUAUUAUGCACAUACCUCUGUAGACGUUACGACCAGGAGCCAUCCCACCAUCAAAACUACAUACUUUCAAAAUGCCAACACGUCUCCGGCUGUACCCACUAGUUCCUCGAUCACAAACCUUGGGAGUUCCGAGACUUUUGAUUUCACUUCUUAUUUCAAUGAUGAUCAACCAUACCUCGAUUAUCUUGCUGACACCAGCACAGAUACCACACCAGUGAAAGCCAAACGGCCACGCACACCGGCGGAUGACCCUCAAAAACAAUGGCUGCAGGAGCGUGAUAAUUUUCUCAAGGAAUUCAUUCGGCUAGAAGGGUGUGGAGAUGAUGCAUGGCACAUGCAUUGUCACGGGGAGCAGACAUGCGUAAACCAGCCGUCUAUUUGGUGUACUGAUUGUGAAGGAUUACAGUUGUACUGUCAGUCUUGUGUCAUCUCACUGCACCGCGCAGCGCCUUUGCACCGUGUUGAAAUUUGGACUGGGAAAUACUUCCAGCGCAGCAACUUAAGAGACUUAGGGCUACGUGUCCAACUCGGACAUCCAACUGGUGUCCGUUGCUGCAAUCCCUCUCCUGCUUUCCAGGACGACUUCGUCAUCCUUGACAUGACCGGUGUCCACAGUAUCAUGCUAGAUUUCUGCAACUGUGAGACAGCGCAAACGCACACUACCCAACUCCUGCGCACUCGCUGGUACCCAGCAACCGUCACAGAUCCCCGAACUGCUGCAACAUUCCGGGUCCUUGAUCACUUCCAAAUGUACACUUUUGAGUCGAAAGGAUCCGCGUUUGAAUAUUACCAAGCAUUGGCACGUCUAACGGAUAAUACUAGGAGUCAGCAAUUUCGACAUAUACUAUCUCUUAAACGUGCCGGGCGUGGCCAUGACCCUGAUGGCGCUCUCGGCACAACGGAAGGAGAACUCGCUGUACUGUGCCCGGUGGGAUACGAGCCUGUAGGGAUAUUACUCCCUACACCGGCUUGUCCGCAACCUGGAAAAAACUUGCCUUUGGGUUGGGAGACCAUUGAGGCCCAACACAAAUGGCUUUAUGCUUUAUUUCUGGCAAUGGACACUAACUUUCACUUAUGCCGCUGCAAUAAGUCCUCUGAGCAGGCAGACCCUAGCCUUAGCCAAGGCUGGGCUUAUUUCAUAGAACAAAGUGGAUUCAAAGAUGUUCUUGACACUUAUGCCAGCCAGAAAAGUUCUUGUGCCAGUCACAAUGCCAUUAAUCUUGCCGACACCAAGAAUUCACGGGGACUGGCUGCCACAGGCGUCGGCGCCAUCGUUUGUGCUCGUCAUAACCUCACAUGUCCGUCCUCAGUUGGAGAUCUCCAAAAAGGAGAAAGGUACGCAUCUCUGAUAUCUUUGAUGUCAUCUAAUCACACAGGACUUAGAUAUGUUCUCGUUCUCAAUAUCUCAUAUGAUAUUGCAUGUCAAUGGAGUAAGCAUUUGUGGGAGCGGAUGUCACGCUAUCCGUCCCAGAUCCAUUUUUCGGGCGACUCGAAAAUUUUAACAUUCCUCAUUCCCAAAUUUCAUCUGCCGGCGCAUAUUGCAGCAUGUCAAACUUCGUAUUCUCUUAACCUUAUCAAAGGCAUGGCACGGACUGACAGUGAAGCCAUUGAACGUGGAUGGUCAAACAUGAAUCCUAUCGCUACCAGCACACGUGAAAUGGGUCCAGGGUCAAGACACGACAUCUUGGAUGACCACUUCGGCGACUGGAAUUGGCGUAAAGUGUCCAACUUGGGUCCUUCACUGCUCAAAAAACUCAAGGAGGCAAUUCCAGAAUGUUAUCAGCAUGCUGUAGAUCUUCGGGACUUCGAGGAAGCUAUCCCGUCUUCGAGUCUUAGUGCCUGGCGGAAGUUGGUAGAAGAUUGGGAGGGUGAUCGUUCAAAGCCGAACCCGUUCGAGAUUAAAGUGUCAGUUGUCACCCAGGCAUCUGUCAGACUCGAGCUCUCUCAGCUUGAAGCCCAGCAGCUAAGACAAGGGAUUGAUGCCUCCCUCCACCCAGAUGUCUCCCCUAGCAUAUUAAUAGUUGUUGGGAUCGACCUAGAGGCUUUACAACAUCGACUCACAACGGACACUGCGAACAUUGGAAUCCAUGCCACUGAUAAUCAACUGUCUGCUAUGCAACAACGCAUCAAUGCACUGCGCCGUCGGAUUGAAAAGUGGAUCCAAAUCCAAAUGCUAUAUAUCCCCAGUGUUGCCAGACUUCGAGCAUACACCUCUGAUACUGAGGAUACCACCCUUGAGGAGCCUGUUCACGCCAUCAAACUGUGGAUGCCAUCUGCAGUGGUGAAAGCGGGGCAUUGGAAGUUACGCUGUGCCCAGGCGCAUGAUGGUCUCCAGGACCUCCGGCAACACCUACGACUCAAACACCAUCUCACUGGGUUCAAGAAGAACUGGUUAACUGGCCAACGAGCGCACACGAGAUCCCGUGCCGUCAUUGAUACUGUCCAGGCGAAAAUAGACGCUUAUUGCAUGGCAUGGAGGGCACUUGAUGACUUAGCCGAUGCACUCCUUUGCCUUGAUUUGGAAAUUGAAUUCCCAAAGCUCGAAGAUGAGCAUAUUCGUCGUAUGACUGAGGCACAGGCAGGAGGUUUGGUGUCAGAAGGUCGAAGAUUCGUAGCCGUGUCUUGGAUUUGGACGCAGCGCCAUGGAGCGGGUGAGGAAGAACUUUCUGAAGCAAUGCGCGUUGAGUGGUGCAAGGCACGAGCUUGUGCCAACAGGUGGGCAGAGGAGGUCGAACUUGUGCAGGAGGAGAUGCGACGUGUAUUAGCAUUCUUUGAGUGGAAUGCAGGUUGGUGGGAAGAACGCGCAACCUCCAGGAUAUAUGAUGGAGCAAUGGAGCACGAGGGAGCAGUUGCAUAUGCCUUGCGACAGGCUAAGAUCCGCCGGUCCAUGCGGAACGACUGUCUUUUCCUGUGGGAUGUGGUUCCCAGCCUUCUCUCUGUUCAAACCACUACAGAACGAGCACCUGUACCUGCCACGACUACUGCAUAG
Molecule: messenger RNA, 3063 nt
Organism: Suillus clintonianus
Lineage: Eukaryota; Fungi; Basidiomycota; Agaricomycetes; Boletales; Suillaceae
Exons: 14
Coding region: 1-3063 (1020 amino acids)
Source: RefSeq, a predicted model, not a curated record